Molecule: messenger RNA, 1329 nt
Organism: Thyridium curvatum
Lineage: Eukaryota; Fungi; Ascomycota; Sordariomycetes; Thyridiales; Thyridiaceae
Exons: 4
Coding region: 1-1329 (442 amino acids)
Biological process (GO): fructose metabolic process; fructose 2,6-bisphosphate metabolic process
Cellular component (GO): cytosol
Molecular function (GO): 6-phosphofructo-2-kinase activity; fructose-2,6-bisphosphate 2-phosphatase activity; ATP binding
Source: RefSeq, a predicted model, not a curated record
AUGCCGCGGCUCACUAACGGCCUCGGGGUCCAGGUCGAGGACACCCACAUCUGCGUGGUGAUGGUGGGGCUGCCUGCUCGAGGCAAGAGCUACAUUGCGCAAAAAGCCCAGCGCUACCUCCAAUGGCUCUCCGUCCCGGCUGCGACCUUCAAUGUGGGCAAUUAUCGUCGGAAAGACGCGGCCCAGCCCACCGCCGACUUUUUUGACACGAACAAUGCCGCGGGCGAGCGUACGCGGCGCGCGGCCGCAGAGGCUGCCGUCGCCGACAUGAUGAAGUGGUUCAAGUCUGGUGGUGUCGUCGGUAUUCUCGAUGCGACCAAUUCUACUAAGGAGCGCCGGAGAUGGGUGCUGGAGACGUGCCAGAAGGAGGGCAUCGAGACCAUCUUUGUCGAGUCAAAAUGCGACGACGAAGAGCUGAUCAUGGCCAACAUCCGAGACGUCAAGACGACGAGCCCAGACUACCAGGGACAGGACCCCGAGGAGGCUGCGCAGGACUUCAGGAAUCGCAUCCGCAACUACGAGAAGAUCUACGUCUCGAUUGACGAGGACGGCGACGAGAGCGAGAUGACGUACCUCAAGAUGAUGAACGUCGGGCGACAGGUCAUCAUCAAUCGCAUUCAAGACUACCUCGAGAGCCGCAUCGUCUACUACCUCAUGAACCUGCAUAUCCGCCCGCGCUCCGUCUGGCUCUCCCGUCAUGGCGAAUCGAUGUACAAUCUCGACGGCAGGAUUGGAGGCGACGCGCAACUUUCGCCGCGCGGCGAGCAAUACGCCCUGAAAUUGCCCGAGCUGGUGCGCAAGUCUGUGGGCGAUGACCGCCCGCUGACCGUCUGGACCUCGACUCUCAAGCGGACGAUCGCCACUGCGCGCCAUCUGCCCAAGCACUACAACCAGCUCCAGUGGAAGGCACUCGACGAGCUCGACUCGGGCGUCUGCGACGGCAUGACCUACCAAGAGAUCAAGGACUACUACCCCGAUGAUUUCCGUGCCCGCGACGAGGACAAGUACAACUACCGCUACCGCGGCGGCGAGUCGUACCGCGACGUCGUGAUCCGUCUCGAGCCCAUCAUCAUGGAGCUGGAGCGCUCCGAGGACAUCCUCAUCGUCACGCACCAGGCCGUGCUGCGCUGCAUCUAUGCCUAUUUCAUGAAAAAGGAUCAGGAAAAGAGCCCUUGGAUGCAUGUUCCGCUGCACACGCUGAUCAAGCUCACCCCCCGCGCCUACGGCACCGAGGAGGUGCGCUACCCGGCCGGUAUUGACGCCGUCAGCACCUGGCGCGGCAAGGGAUCGACGGCCAAGCACGAGGAUCCCGUCCCGGAGGUGAUCUGA